CAUUGACAUUUGUUAGUCGACUCGCAUCUUGCAGGGCAAUCGUGUUGUGUCCAAAUAUUAUUUUGCGACUAUUUUAUCAUGUGAGUUAUGAGUUGUACAGAAAAUGAAAGUGGCCCUUUUGUCGUGUUCUUCUUACCAGCGGUCGUUGGCUUUUUGACUAUUCUACUGGCCCGGCGUUGGGCUAACUCGCAAGUUAGCACAUCGUCUACGGCCGUUUCUAGGCGGCGAAAAAUUAUAAAAGACCCGCUUAUAAAGCGGCCUUUACCCUCUAUCACCACUAAAAUGGUGGCUCCGGGUUCCAAGAAGGGCACUAGCGGUGCCAAGAAGGCAGCGCCAGCAGCGUCUGAUGAAGACGCGAAUGGAUGUAAGCGCACCAAAGUGCGUUUGUCUUUCGCGGCUCCCCUAUCUGAAAUGAAGUUAUCAGAGAACCCCUCGCCGCCUAAGCACAUACCAUUCCCCUAUAUCCCUCAGGACGGCGUUCUGCUGUUUGAGAUUAUGACGUUUGCAUUCACCGUGGUAGCAACUGGCUUGCAGCUCCUGAAUGUAUACAGGACGGUUUGGUGGCUACCUAAUUCUCUAACGAGUGAAGCUAUGCACUUCCACUUGAUAGAUCCACAUCUGGUGGGGUUUAUUCUGGCCAUACUCAGUAGGAGAUUGUUUCUAAGUGUAACACUUAGCAUUUUAAGUGCAGCAGUGUCACCUAAACUCAUACCGCAUGCUACACUGGGAGCAAGGAUGUUCAUACUAGGUGUGGUAGUUGGUUCUAUGUCGUGGUGUGCGUACUUCAUCAUACUCAAAUAUCCACUAGUCAAGAUCUUCUAUUUAUGCUAUCCGGCAAUAAUCUACCUAAUACUAUUUGGUUUCCAAGUGAGUCCGUUUAUUGAGUUGCAUUAUGUUGAAACACCUAUCAUGCACUGUUGCUCACACGAUCCUGAACAGAUACGUAUUGAGGUUGACACCAUCAGAGAAGACUUCAACUUGAGAGUCAAGAAAAUACUCUUCAAUUCAAUCAUAGGAGCAUACUAUAGCAGUUUUGUUCCAUGCUGUUUUGCCCAGUCGUUCGUAUACUACGACGUGCGGCGUUGCGCGACACAAGUCGGGCUGGUGUGGGGCGCGCUAUGUGGCCGGUACGCGGCGCAGCUGCUGCCCGCCGCGUUACUGGACGCGCCGCACAGGGCUGCCAGACAUCUGGGACGGUGGACUAAGUAUGAAGGCGAGGUGUCAGAGGCGUCGGAGUGGUGCGGCAACAGGUGGUGGGGCGCGGGCGCGGUGGCGCGGCGCGGGGGGCAGCUGUAUGUGGCUGCGGCCGCCACCGUCGCCGCCGACCCCGCCGCCGUGCACCACAGGCGGUUCUAUAGUGUGUUCAACGACCCAUCAAACUUGCUCUGCCUUUUCCUGUGCCUGCAGCUGUCAUUGGUGGUUCUUCAGCUCUGUCUGCUGUUCAGCUCCUUUGCUUGGCACAACUUCAUCGCAGUCCUCAUGCUGCUAUUCAUCAACUACUACACACUGUUCAAGAUGGUGCGAGACUACUUGAUAGCGUGGAAAGUAUACAAUGCUGAGAAUAUUAUACAAGACAAGAAUAAUCUGGUGACAGUCAACUAAUCUGAAAAUAAACUGAUUUUGUGAUCGAUAUAUUAACAGUUCCGUUUCUUAUGAAGUUAAAAAUUGUUAUUCAAAAUUUUGUCCGCACAAAAUGUUCGGAGUUUCAUUUGAUUGUGGUUUGUGUCAUAUCUAGUCUUAUCAACGCGUGUGCAGUGUGACAAACAAGUCGUGAUUCUAUCUUUUCUAAGCAUCCAAUGUAUCGGAAUCAGGCUGUAUGGAAUGUUAGUAUUUCAAUGCUUUUUUUUUUAUACAGCGUGCCAAAAAUCUGCAUUAAAAUACUAACAGCGCGUACGAUGCGUGCGACCUGAUUUCGUUGCAGUGGACUUGCAGGUUUUAAAGUCAUUCCACUGUGAGUUUUUCAUGUUCUUCCUUUGUGUCUGGUUUGGUGUUGCCAGAGUGAAAAGUUUGUUACACUGUAAAUUAGUUUAAGCUGCAGAUGUACUCAUAUUUUUUUAAGCAUGUAUCAUUGUGUAAACAUUAAGAAUGGUUUGAAACAAAAAAAACUUUAGUCACAUCAUUGGACCUACUUAAAAUUGAAAGGAAAACAGGACUGUAUUGGAUUUGUUAUGACUUGGAUAUCCAAACAUUGAAUAAAAAACUCGAAAUGUAAAAAUAAACUUAUAUUACUUGCCAUA
Aricia agestis (brown argus) is the source of this 2237-nucleotide messenger RNA. RefSeq names its product transmembrane protein 39A. NCBI's taxonomy places the organism in Eukaryota, Metazoa, Arthropoda, Insecta, Lepidoptera, Lycaenidae. The record is from RefSeq and is a predicted model, not a curated record. Gene Ontology annotation, cellular component: membrane. The transcript has 8 exons. Bases 88 to 1602 code for a protein of 504 amino acids.